AGAGAUAUUUUAGUCCAAUGAAGUUGACUGAAUGCUGCGGAAGUGGAAAUUUAGCGCCAACGGAUGAAAAAUGGAUGUACGAAGACUAAAAACAAAAGUAACAACCGGCUUCAAGAUGCGAGGCUUAAUGUUGCGACCUGAAGCAAGCAAAUAUCUGGUGGAGGUGUUGGAGUCAGUCAGUGAAGUGGAACUGGAGGAUGUAAUUGAGCGGAUCCUGGAUGGAGUUGAAAAACAACCCUUGUCCUCCAGCAUGAUUGAGCUUUCAGUAGCUGAGACUGCUGUGCAGGACUGCAGUCAGUCAUGUGAUGAAACUAUAGACAACGUUUUUAACAUCAUUGGAGCUUUUGAUGUGCCUAGAUUUAUGUACAGCACAGAAAGGAAGAAAUUUGUCCCUAUUAGCAUGACCAACCAUCCAGUCCCUAGUGUGUGUGGUCAAGCUAGAGACAAGGCUGAGCUCUUUAGGGAACGCUAUACCAUCCUACAACAGCGGAUACACAGACAUGAACUUUUUACUCCACCAGUGAUUGGUGUGGCUGCAGAUGAAGGGAGAAAUAAAUUCCAGUUAAAGACUGUGGAGGCUCUUUUAGGAAGCACUGCAAAACUGGGUGAAGUUAUUGUCCUUGGCAUGAUCACACAGCUUAAAGAGGGCAAAUUUUUUCUUGAAGACCUGACCGGCUCUGUGCAGUUGAACAUUUCCAAGGCACAGUUCCACAGUGGGCUGUACACUGAGUCUGGCUUUGUCUUGGCUGAAGGAUGGUAUGAAGACUCGGUCUUCCAUGUCAGUGCCUUUGGGUUUCCACCAAUUGAGCCCUCCUCCACUACUAGGGCAUAUUAUGGUAAUGUGAAUUUCUUUGGCGGUCCAUCCACCAUCGCGGUGAAAGCCUCUGCCAAGCUGAAGCAGCUUGAAGAGGAGAAUGAGGAUGCAAUGUUUGUUAUAAUUUCUGACUUGUGGCUUGACAGUGUGGAGGUCCUGGAGAAGAUCCAGACCAUGUUUUCAGGCUAUUCAGCAAUGCCUCCCACCUGCUUCAUCUUCUGUGGGAACUUUUCCUCUGCCCCAUAUGGCAAAAAUCAGAUCAAGUCACUUAAAGAGUCUUUGAAAGCUCUAGCUGAUUUAAUUUGUGAGCAUCCCAACAUCCACAACAGCAGUCGCUUUGUGUUUGUUCCUGGCCCUGAGGACCCUGGACCCAGCACCAUCUUGCCCAGGCCCCCUUUAGCUGAAUACAUCACUGAAGAAUUUAGACAGCGAGUCCCUUUCUCUGUCUUCACCACAAACCCAUGCCGGAUACAGUACUGCAGUCAGGAGAUAGUGGUGAUCCGAGAAGACCUAGUCAACAAGAUGUGUAGGAACUGCUUGAGACUCCCCAGCACCAACCUCGACAUCCCAAACCAUUUUGUGAAGACUAUCUUGUCUCAGGGCCAUCUGACCCCACUUCCCCUCUAUGUUAGUCCAGUGUACUGGGCGUAUGACUACGCCUUACGUGUCUAUCCUGUUCCUGACGUUGUUAUCUUUGCUGAUAAAUAUGACCCCUUCAGUAUCUCCAACUCAGAUUGUGUCUGCAUCAACCCGGGUUCUUUUCCAAGAAGUGGAUUUUCUUUCAAGGUGUACUAUCCAUCAAACCGAACAGUGGAGGACAGCAAAUUGCAAGGACUUUGAAAUUGAACACGUGGUGAUAGUUGUAAGAGACUGUUUUAUAUACAAUGUAAAAUAAAUAUGAUGUCUUGUUAUAGCCUAUUUGUCUUAAGUGUGACUACUAAUAUGUGUACAUAAAUAAAAUAUCUCCUAUUUUGACAAAAAUAUUUUUAGAAGAUGAAGUUCAAUUUGCAUGGGCUGGAAGUAGAAAAAACCUGGUCAAUGUGAAUAACUAUGUGAGUGAAAACAUGUUAAUGAAUUAAACAUUCACUGUUAAACCAAUAUAAUUAGAAAAUAAUUACAAAUUAUUUUCCCAUAUGAUUAUUAUUAUUAAUCAUAAUAAUGAUUAUCUGUCUCUCUCUCUCUCUCUCUCAUAUACGUAUGUGUGUGUAU
Molecule: messenger RNA, 2023 nt
Organism: Ictalurus punctatus (channel catfish)
Lineage: Eukaryota; Metazoa; Chordata; Actinopteri; Siluriformes; Ictaluridae
Gene: pole2
Product: polymerase (DNA directed), epsilon 2
Exons: 20
Coding region: 71-1654 (527 amino acids)
Biological process (GO): DNA-templated DNA replication; error-prone translesion synthesis
Cellular component (GO): epsilon DNA polymerase complex
Molecular function (GO): DNA binding
Source: RefSeq, a predicted model, not a curated record